This is a messenger RNA of Sciurus carolinensis (gray squirrel), 1344 nucleotides long. It is a transcript of the gene Erp27, whose product is annotated as endoplasmic reticulum protein 27. Gene Ontology annotation, cellular component: endoplasmic reticulum. The transcript is spliced from 6 exons. Lineage: Eukaryota; Metazoa; Chordata; Mammalia; Rodentia; Sciuridae. The record is from RefSeq and is a predicted model, not a curated record. Bases 133 to 723 code for a protein of 196 amino acids. Gene Ontology annotation, biological process: response to endoplasmic reticulum stress; protein folding.
CCUGAUGCUUCCCAGGGACCUGUGUGGCUCACAGAUGUCCCAGCUGCUGUGGAAUUCAUCUCUGCUGCUGAGGUGGCCAUCAUAGGCUUCUUCCAGGAUUUAGAAAUACCAGUAGUGUCCGUAUUCUAUAGCAUGGUGCAAAAAUUCCAAGAUGUGUCAUUUGGAAUCAGCAAUGAUUCUGAAGUCCUGGCCCACUACAACAUCACCAAGAACUCCAUUUCCCUCUUUCGUCUGGUGGAUAAUGAACAACUGAAAUUAGAGGGUGAAGAUAUUGAAAACAUGGAAGCCACCAAAUUAAGCCGCUUCAUUGAGACCAACAGCCUACGCCUGGUGACAGAGUACAACCCUAUGACUGGGUUUGGUCUAUUUAACACAUUGAUUGAGAUUCAUCUUCUCCUGGUGAUAAACAAAGCGUCCCCAGAGUAUGCAGAGAACAUGCACAGAUACCGGGAGGCUGCUAGGCUCUUCCAGAGAAAGAUUCUCUUUAUUCUGGUGGACAGUGGUAUAAAGGAAAAUGGAAAAGUGAUAUCAUUUUUCAAACUAAAGGAAUCUCAACUGCCAGCUUUGGCAAUUUAUCGAACUCUGGAUGAUCAGUGGGAUACACUGCCUAUAAGUGAAGUUACAGUAGAGCACGUGCAAAACUUUUGUGAUGGAUUUCUAGAAGGGAAAUUGUUGAGAGAAAAUCAUAAAGCAGAAGAAAUGACUCCUAAAGUGGAACUCUGACUCCUCCCUGGUACUUCUGCUUACUACCAUAUACUUAUUUUAUGCUGAAUAAAAACAGGCCAUUCAAACCUAAGAGACACCAAACCUGUUCAGCAGGCCUUCCAACCACAGACAUAUGGGUGGUGGGGUUGGUGGGGGGGGGUGCACUCCAUUUUGUUCCUUAAAAUCUCAUUGACUUUUCUUUUUCUUUCUUUUAAAUUCCCUAUAUUCUCUGACUACCCACCUAAUUUUCUAUUGCGCAUUCAUACAGUGUAGAUCCACCUAUGAUGGAAGGCUUUAGAAAUUCUAUGACACCUAUAUGAAGGAGAGUCAUUCCUAGAGAGAGAUCGUUCCAAAGUAUCAUUAAUACUGAAUUUGCCUACUUCACGUGAUUCACACAACAUCGCUUCUGCUCUUCGGAGGUUGUCUAAGGAUUGAAACUCUACCUUCCUUCAUAAGCGCCUGCCUCUCUCUGACUCCCAGCCAAGAACAAAAGAUGGUUUUAAGCACCCUUCGAAAUUGUGUUUUUGCCAGAAGUUAAAUGAUGUCCCCAAGUUUCUGAACUCAGCAUAAACAGAUGUGAAAACUAUGCUUGUUUAGCAUUCCCCAAUUCCCCAGGAAAAUCAACAACCUGUAUAAUGA